AUGAGAUACUUGAACUUUGUGCUGUUCAGUGCUGAACGUAAACUUUUUUCUGGACUUCAAAACAACUUUUUGGUCCCCAGUAUUGCUGUAAGUGAUUUUUUUUUCCCUUGAAAAAAUAGUCCACCUUGCAGUUUGGUCAUUCUGCGAAGUCAGUGAGGAAAAAGGAUGUUCGCUCUAUCCCUGCUCUUUUCAAAGCUUCAAUCAAGAAGUGGUGUAAAUUGUUGGAUGAGGAAAUAAGAAAUGACAAUGAAAUAGUAGGUUUUUUCGUUUUGAAAAACUGAUGGCCAGGCUAUUUGCUGUUUCCAACCGAAAACUUGGUUUAGCUUAAACAGCUGUGCGCCGAAGAUUCUGGAAUGCAAAUGCUGGAGAAACGCGGCUUGGGGGUGACUCGCCUAAAUGUCGUGGGGUUGAAUCAUGAUCCGAUGGACGGCAUGACUUUGUUGCUGAGUCGCCAGUCUCCGUUUUGGAGCCCACAAAAAUGGUUGCGGCCGGGUAAUUAAACCCUCUCGAAAUCUCGAAUAAUAUUUGUUAGGUUCCCCCGCUGUUCUCAACAUAGUGAAUGGUUCUUCUCUGAACGAAGUCGUAGACUGUGUAAUUCGGAAAGCGACUUCCGCUCAAAUUGAAGUGAGUCGAGAAAUCAAACUUCCAACUAAAUUUUCCAGGUUAAAGUUGAUGACAGUGACUUCUUCGUCGACGAUCUUUCUGAGAUUCGAAGGUUAACCCAGCUUGUACUUGCUCCUUCGCAGACCAAAGGCGCUCUGCAUUCUCUUCAGAAUUUCCUAGAGUAUCCGUCACUUAUAGGCUUGAAAAUUAGCCUGUGUUCAGAAGUAAGGAAGUCUAUACGGGCGCUGGAUCGAGACUCAUAGACUAUGCUUUUCGGGGAGCCCAUAUGCCAUCUUUUCACGGUUGGAAAAAAAAAAUUGGUUGAAAUUUUGGAGUUUCUCAGAAAGGCGUUUGAGCAAUCUGGAUACGGAUUUUAAUGAAAGCCAGGUCAGAGCGAUCUCAGCUUCCAUGAACAGCAAAAGGCCUUUUCUAUGUAUUCAGGUUAAAAAAAAAUAAACUUUCCAUUUUUUUUUUUUCGUUUUCAGGGCCCUCCUGGUACAGGAAAAACAAAAGUUAUUUCCAAAAUAACGCAAAUGUUGAUCGAAAAAGGGAAAAAAGUAAGAAAAAAAAAUGUAGAAGUUGAAUAACUCUCUAGGUUUUACUUUGCGCGCCUUCUAACGUUGCCACCGACAACGUUUACGAUUCGACACUUUCACUUAUAUCGAAGGGUUCGCCAAAAAGAAUUAGUGGUCAGUUAAAAUAUCUUUGCUAAAAAAUGGUCUUUUUUCACGCAUAAAAUAGUCAAGGAAGCUGAAACACCAGUUCAAGACGGCGGUCGUAUCACGGUAGUUUAGAUAGGUUUUUCGGGGAUAAAAUAAAUGCUUGUGGCUUUUUUGUGCUGAUCUAGUAACCUCGAGAAAUAGGUCCUCAACAAAUUGCAAAAAAAAAAGUUUGAAAAAAAUCUCUUGGCCCCGCAACGGACGGCGCAAUAUUGACCGGCCACCGUAGUCUUGAACAAGCUCCAGCUGAAUGUUCCGUUAAUAUUUUGCAGAAUUCAUAGUCUAUAACUGGGGUACAGUUUUCAAGGUGACAUGGCCAUUUUGUAGAAAUUUUCAACGUGGCUAAUCAGAGGGAAGCCGUUUGUGAAGACCCGGAAUUUGGAACGCUUCAAGAACUUUCCAACCAACUGGUUAUUAUUUCCUUUUUUUGAAUUUCCAGAAAUUUUUUUCAUUAAGAAAUCGGCAUCUUCUAAAGAAAAAAAGCCGAACUAA
Molecule: messenger RNA, 1814 nt
Organism: Caenorhabditis auriculariae
Lineage: Eukaryota; Metazoa; Nematoda; Chromadorea; Rhabditida; Rhabditidae
Source: the annotation of a GenBank genome assembly